Rhipicephalus microplus (southern cattle tick) is the source of this 2125-nucleotide messenger RNA. It is a transcript of the gene Wdr81, whose product is annotated as WD repeat domain 81. NCBI's taxonomy places the organism in Eukaryota, Metazoa, Arthropoda, Arachnida, Ixodida, Ixodidae. Gene Ontology annotation, cellular component: mitochondrion. Gene Ontology annotation, molecular function: phosphatidylinositol 3-kinase regulator activity; protein binding. The record is from RefSeq and is a predicted model, not a curated record. Gene Ontology annotation, biological process: aggrephagy.
UGUGUUAUGUUUCCGUAAUGUGUUCCAUAAUUAAUGCGUGAAGACAGUUAUUUCAUCCGCUUUUAACGCUCGUCAGAUAGUUGAAUGAGGCGACCGACGGAGCUUGCGUGUGGCGAGAAAAGCCGCUCGACAGAAACGCGACCGCUAGUGUUUAUUCACUGAAGCGUAAACAAACCAGAACAGCUGCCGCCGUGUUGUGUUCUUUGAAAGUGGGUCCACUGGAUCUCAUUCAUUUGCGAGUGUCAUGCGAGCGUUGGCCAGGAGCUAGGCGAUGGACCUCAAGGCAAUCCUGAGAGAAACUGUCGGCGUUCGACAGAGUCACGUAAGAACUGUCGGAGCCGAUAGAGCAACUUGCCUCGUGCACAAGGAAUGGCUAAACCUUCUGGUGAAGGAGAAGACGGUGCCACGCUCGUUCGUGCACCAGGACGACCUGACUGACGUAGAAUGCGAGAUUCUGGUGCACGAGACUCCUCCAACCAUGGCCAAAGACUUUGCCUUCGUUACCGUGAUCAGAAUCGUCAAGAUGGACAACAGAUAUGUGUCUCUUCGCUUGAAAGAGCCCUGGAGUCGGUCACAUGACAUGGGUUACUUGGAGCUCAUCCGGUACGUCUCGGAGACCAACUAUCGCAACAUCUGGAAGGAGGCGAACAGUUCCAGCUCCAAGACCGCCGACAAAGAGAAUGAAAACUUUGUCAAGCUCAAACCGUUCAAGGAUUACAACAGUGCCGUUCGGGAAAUCAUCAGUCGUCUCUAUGCCUGUCCAAUAAUAUGUGUCGAAGGGGGGGAACAACAUGAAAAUCCGGAAGGGGCCGAGCCAGCUCCUCUGCACCCGCACCUCGUUCCCGCUUACUGUGCCCUCGAGACGGCAUCUGAGUUUCUCCUGUUCCUGGAGUUCCGGCAGCACACUGUCGAGCACUGUGGCAUGUUCAGCGCAUCCGCGCUCGUCGGCUCGCGGCUGCUCUUUGUGGUGUACCAGCUGCUGCGAGUGUUGCGCUACGUCCACGAUCUAGGCCUGCCCCUUGGACCAUUGACGCUCACGGACUUGAGUCUGGACCACCGCUUCUGGCUGCAAGCGACGCCGCCCUGGUGGCUGGCUCUGCAAGCUGACUCGUGGGUAGAGUCUUCACUGACCGGCCAGCUGCCCGCCAUGAGGAGCUCGGGCUCACGCCGGGUGUCUCGCAUUACGCCCUCGGUGUGCGUCCAGGAGGAAGAGAAGGUCGAACCCCUCCCGCCGCUCAACAAGCUCGUCGACAUGUGGGUCCGGGGCAAGCUCAGUAACUUCGACUACCUCAUGGCACUCAACCAGUUGUGUGGCCGGACCGGCGUGAAUCCCCAGCACCACCCCGUGCUGCCCUGGGUGCGAGACUUGUCACAACCCGAGGGUGGCUGGCGGGACCUGAGCAAGUCCAAGCUGCGGCUAACGAGGGGCGACGACCAUCUAGAUGCAACCUACGGUUCGGCCAUGCACUCGCAGUCAGCCCAGCCUCAGGGCUACCUUCCCAUAGACCGAGUGGUUCAGGUGCCACAUCAUUUGUCUGAACUGCUUGCGGACAUCACGUACUACGUGUACUUUGCGAGGCGUCUGCCUCGGAGUAUCCUCUGCAAGCAUGUCCGGCACAAGUGGGUUCCUGCCGAAUACCCGGCAUCCAUACAACGGCUGCAGGAGUGGACGGUAGACGAGUGCAUCCCGGAGUUCUUCACAGACCCGUCCAUCUUUGAGUCCAUCCACGAUGACCUGGAAGACCUCGGAGUGCCCAGCUGGUGCUCAAGUCCUGAAGACUUUGUACGGAAACACAUGGCCAUGCUUGAAAGCGAGCGUGUCUCCGAGCACCUUCAUCACUGGAUUGACAUCACUUUCGGCUACAAGCUUACGGGACAGGCAGCCAUUAAAAGCAAGAACGUGUGCCGGCCCCUGGUGGACGGCCACACAACGCUGCACAGCUGCGGCAUGGUCCAGCUCUUCACAACACCGCACCCGCACCGGGCGGCGUCCAGCCUCUACCUGUCGCGCUGCUCCGCACCCAAGACAUUUCGUUUCCAGCAUAGCAGCGCCGCCACAGCACUGGGGUCUCCCCAAACACGGGUAAGGGCAAAGUGCUUCUUUCUUUUCUACUACUACUACUGA